Messenger RNA from Dermatophagoides farinae (American house dust mite), 3546 nucleotides. RefSeq lists its product as uncharacterized. Lineage: Eukaryota; Metazoa; Arthropoda; Arachnida; Sarcoptiformes; Pyroglyphidae. The record is from RefSeq and is a predicted model, not a curated record. Gene Ontology annotation, molecular function: protein binding.
UCAAGAUUGAAUGAAAAAAGAAGAAAAAUGUUAUCAUCACCAAUAUCAUCAUCGACAUCGACAUCGACAUCGACAUUACCACCAAUUAUUGAACAAUUAAUGGCCAAAUCAUUAUCACCAUCAUCAGCAUCGAUAUUAUCAUUAAUUCGUUUAAAUUGUCAAAAAUGGUGGUUAUUCAAUCAGAUUGGAAAAUGGAAAAAUUUUAAAUUUUUCAAUAAUUUCCAAUCAUCAUCAACAUCAUCAUCAUUGACCAUUUUAACAUAUUCUAUUGUUGCAAUUAUAAGCAUUGUUUGUUUUAUCAAUUCAUUAAAUGGUGAUUUUGUUCAUGAUGAUAUACCAGCCAUUGUAAAGAAUGGUGAUGUACACGGUACAACAACCAUAUGGCAAUUGUUUAACAAUGAUUUCUGGGGACGGCCAAUGUCCGAUGUUGAAUCACAUAAAUCUUAUCGUCCGAUAACAACGUUCACAUUCAGACUAAACAUGAUGAUAUCGACACAUCCAUUUGGUUUCCAUAUGGUCAAUUUAUUUCUACAUACAAUGGUCAGCUUAUUGGUCUGUAUGGUUGGCCAAUUGAUUAUGGAUUUUGAUAUACAUUUAACAGCCAUUGCCGGUCUAUUGUUUGCCAUACAUCCAAUUCAUUGUGAAGCAAUUGCAAGUAUUGUUGGCCGUGCUGAUUUACUUUGUGCAUUAUUCUAUCUAUUGGCAUUUGUAUCAUUUCAUUUAUCAUUACCACCAUUGCCAUUAAUUCAUCAUCAUCAUCAUCAUCUUCGUCAUUACCAUCAACAUCAACAUCAUCAAUCAUCAUCAUUAUGGCUAUUACCAUUUGUCCUAUUGACCACAAUGGCCUUAUUAUCAAAAGAGAUUGGUAUCACUAUUCUUGGUGUUUGUGCCUUGUAUUGGUUAUGUUAUACAUUUAUUAUCAUUCAAAAUGAUUGUUUGCCUUUGAUGAAUAUUAUUUAUAAUCAACGAUUAAUGGCACCAAUCAUCACCAUUAUAAUGAGCUUUUUAACAUUAAUGACCAUUCGUUUGCGUAUGUUGGGUAAUAGUUGGCCUUUAUUCACUGAACAAGAUAAUCCUGCAUCACAUUCACGUUCUAUGCUUACAAGAAUAUUAACUUAUUGCUAUAUAUCUGCCUAUAAUAUUCGUUUAUUAUUGAGUCCAACACAUCAAUCAUAUGAUUGGCAAACAAGUACAAUACGUUUGAUACAAUCAUUUGAUGAUCAACGUAAUAUUUGGACAUUGGCCAUAAUGGCCAUGUUUACAUUGUUAUUAUAUCGUUCUAUAAAUAAAUUAUUAUUAUUAUUAUUAUUACUACGGAAUAAAUCUACUAAUGAUCAAUUGGGUGAAAUUGUCACCGGAAAUGGAAAAAUUUCUCGAAAUAUUCGUAACAACAUUGAUGAUAAUGAUGAUGAUGAUGGUAGAACAUUAUUCAUUUCAAUCAUAAUGACAAUUAUACCAUAUUUGCCUGCAAGCAAUCUAUUCAUUACGGUUGGUUUUGUCAUUGCCGAAAGAUUGCUUUAUGUACCAAGCAUCGGUUUCAUUUUCGUAAUUUGUUAUGGCAUACGACAAUUACGACGACAAUAUAACCACUAUGGUCAUAUCAUUUAUUCAAUAACAAUCAUAUUGAUGGCCAUUUUUACUGUAAAAACUUUACAACAAAAUCAUGUUUGGACAUCAAGAGAAACACUGUAUAAAUCUGGCAUUGUAAAUGUACCCGAGAAUGCUAAAGCCCACUAUAAUUAUGGCAAUUUACAACAAGAUUUAGGAAAUUGGAAUGAUGCCAUUUACCAUUAUCAGACGGCCAUCAGACUAUGGCCCGAUCAUGCAAGUGCGCAUAAUAAUUUGGGUGCAUUAUAUUGGAAAAUAUCAUCACCGGAUAAAGCUGAACAACAUUUCCAACAAGCAUUGAAUAUUAAUCCAUAUCACGCAAAAGCUCACUUUAAUUUGGCAAAAGUUUUUAGUAAACGUGGCCAAACCAAUGAAGCAAUCGCAUUGAUGGAACGUUCCAUUUGUUUGGAUAGAAAAUUUGCUGAAUCUUAUGAAGCAUUAGCUGCAUUAUAUGCACAUAAAGGUCAUGAAUUAAUAGCCGAACGUUUUUAUUGGCGUGCAAUACGUUUACGGCGUAGAAAUGCAGAUUUUUAUAAUAAUUAUGGUGCAUUUUUACAACGUACCGGACGAUUGGCCAGUGCUGAAAGAAAUUAUGGCCAUGCAAUCAAAUUGAAACCUGAACAUCAAAUAGCAAUAAUUAAUAUGGCCAAUCUGUUGACAUUAUUGAAACGAUUUGAUCGUGCUGAAUAUUUUUAUAAAAGAGCAAUGAAAUUACGACAAGAUGCUACCACAUUAGAUUCAUUGGGUACAUUAUAUUUACGACGUUCAAAAUUACAAUUAGCACGUCGUGUUUAUCAUCAGCUUUUAUAUAAAUCAUCAUCAUCGUUGUCGUUAUUAUCAUCCCAAUUGAAUAAUGAUAAUCAUUCAGUUGAAAUUCAUCAUCAUCAUCAUCAUACAACAACAAUUCCAGAACAAUUGACCAUAAUCAAUCAUAAUUCACGACCACAGAUGCAAUCAAAUAUGGCCAGUAUUCAUUAUGCACAGUUACUUAUACUUGAAGAACAAUUUGAUCAAGCUCAAGUGAUACUUGAAACAUUAAUAACAAUGGCAUCAACAAUGACAAUGAACAACAAAUCUCAACAACAACAACAACAACAACAACGACGACAACAAAAACAUUUACAGAAUCCUACAGAAUCGAUUGCUGAAUUUAAUUUCAUCUCAAAUGUUAAUAAUGAUAAUGAUCAUAAUGAUCAAUUGUUUCGUUUGGAUCUUCAUCAUCAAUUAGCCUUAUUAUUUACAAUGACUAAUCGUAGUGAAAAGGCUCUUGAAUCAAUAAUGAAAGCAUUGGAUCACUGUCCAAUUCAUAGCGGUUCUAUUGGUUAUCCGAAAACAACAACAAUCAUGAAACGAUGUUCACAAAUUUGGACAUUAAAAGGUGAUAUACAAAAAGAUCUACAUCUAUGGUCAUUGGCAAUAUAUAGCUAUGAAAUGGCAAUCAAAUUGGAUGAAUGUCAGCCACGUGCACAUUUACAUUUAGCUGUGAUAUAUCAUUUUGGUGGUCAAUUCGAUAAUGCAAUGUUUCAUUAUGCACGUGCACGACAAUUGGAUCAACAUUCAUCGAAUCUGGCAUUGAUUGAUGAUAAUAUUCGUAAACUACGUCGUUUCCGUUUGAAACAUAACAACAACAACAAUGGCGAUGAUGAUAAAGAAUUCAAUAAACAAUUACAAUGUCAAUGGCAAAGACAUCAACAACGAACAAUAACAAGCUCAUCAAUGAUUAACACUUAUCAUUCAUCAAAUUUACAAAAAUCAAUAGCCGAUAAUGGUAAUCAAUCGAAUGAUCAUCAAUGGUAUAUGAUGGCAACUGAACCACCGGAUAUAAUUCAUGGUCCAUCAUCAUCAACAUCAACAACAUCGGAGAAUCACCAUAAUUUAUUAAGUCUAUCAUCAUCAUCAUAUUGAUUGAUUGAUGGAUUGAUUGAUUUUUUUUCUGUA